CUGGGAACGAACGAACGACCGACCGUCAAUUUGUCAAGCAAGCCGCAAGCGUCUGUCAACCCAGUUUUUCUUUCAGUUUUCCGAGUUAGUUUUAAGAUUUAACUAAUAAUACGCAUUUUUUGCCAUUAUAUAUUCAUAAUGGCACGGGAAAGCAGUGCAGGAUUUGAUAGACAUAUUACCAUCUUUUCUCCUGAAGGAAGGCUUUAUCAAGUUGAGUACGCACUGAAGGCCAUCAACCAGGGCGGGCUGACGUCGGUGGCGCUGCGCGGCGCGGACGCGGCCGUGGUGGCGGCGCAGCGCAAGGUGCCGGACCGGCUGCUGGACGCCGCGUCCGUCACGCACCUGUUCCGCCUCACCAGCCGCAUCGGCUGCGUCAUGACCGGCAUGAUAGCGGACAGUAGAUCUCAAGUUCAAAGGGCUCGAUAUGAAGCUGCCAAUUGGCAAUACAAAUAUGGCACAGAGAUUCCGGUUCAUAUACUGUGUCGUCGUAUUGCUGAUAUCUCCCAAGUCUACACACAAAAUGCUGAAAUGCGACCUCUUGGAUGCAGUAUGAUGCUGAUCGCAUACGACGACGAGUCCGGCCCCUGCGUGUACAAGACGGACCCGUCGGGCUACUACUGCUCGUACAAAGCUGUGGCUGCCGGGGCAAAGACAACGGAUGCUAAUGCUUAUCUUGAGAAAAAGCUGAAGAAGCGCGGCGAGCUGGCGGCCGCCGACGCCGUGCAGCUGGCCAUCGCCUGCCUCAGCCAGGUGCUGUCCGUGGACUUCAAGGCGUCCGAGGUCGAGGUCGGCAUCGUCACCAAGGACAACCCCGACUUCCACAUGCUCACCGAGAGUGAAAUCGACAGGCACCUCACUGCCCUCGCUGAAAAGGAUUAGGUGAAUGAACAACAAAAAAUUGCUUGUAUCUUUUUUUUAAAUAAAGUAUAUAUGAUAAAAAAACAA
Ostrinia nubilalis (European corn borer) is the source of this 945-nucleotide messenger RNA. Its product is annotated as proteasome subunit alpha type-6-like. The transcript has 6 exons. Gene Ontology annotation, biological process: proteasomal protein catabolic process; ubiquitin-dependent protein catabolic process. Gene Ontology annotation, cellular component: cytosol; proteasome core complex, alpha-subunit complex; nucleus. NCBI's taxonomy places the organism in Eukaryota, Metazoa, Arthropoda, Insecta, Lepidoptera, Crambidae. The record is from RefSeq and is a predicted model, not a curated record. Bases 139 to 879 code for a protein of 246 amino acids.